Messenger RNA from Cucurbita maxima (winter squash), 917 nucleotides. RefSeq lists its product as uncharacterized. Lineage: Eukaryota; Viridiplantae; Streptophyta; Magnoliopsida; Cucurbitales; Cucurbitaceae. The transcript has 9 exons. Bases 63 to 698 code for a protein of 211 amino acids. The record is from RefSeq and is a predicted model, not a curated record.
UCUCGUCCUCUUAAAAACCGCAAAUUUGAUUUGUCUUCAGAGAAAGAAGCGAAUUCAGGAUCAUGGGCUGCAAUCUCUUGUCUUCUUCUCGAUUUUUCUCUUGUCCAAUUAAGGAAGUGGAUGGUUCUCUAAGGAAUUUGAGAAGCACAUUUUAUGGUGCCGAUAAAGUGUAUGGCAAAAGUCCUCUGAGAAGAAACAUAAAAGGCAAUGGUGGUAGCUUGUCUGUUGUGGCCUCAGUGUUUGGAAGGAGGGUCAAGGGCAGCCGAGAGACUGUAAUACCUGAUCCAGAUUACAGAAUUCCGAUAGUAUUACUUGGUGCUGCUGGUGGGUUAGCUUAUAAUGAAAAUUUGAUAGCAGCUGUCCCUGUUGGUCUUCUUGGGCUACUGCUACUGGUUCAGGCUACUCGUGUAAGAUUUGUCUUUGGCAAUGACGCAUUGGAGGUAAAAAUUGGAGAUCAGCUUGAGGAGUCUGGAGAAAAUGCGUUUGUGGGCGGAAAGAACCGUUGGAAAUAUUCAACUUUUGUGAAUUGGGAAUUAUGGUGGCCAAGUUUCCCAAUUCUGGUGUACUUUAAAGAGACUCAAACAAAGCCAGAAGGCCAAGUGCACUUCUUCCCAGUGAUAUUUAAUGGGAAGCAACUGUAUGAUGUCAUGGUUGAAAGAGCUGGUCCUUCAAAAACCAGCGGACCAAAAGAAUCAUAAAGAACACCCUUUUUCCAUCAAACAUGAUCAGUCACAUCAGCAUCAUUUAAGUAAAGUUUACCGUGUAAAUGAAGGAAGUAUGUACCACCGGAGUACUAGAAACUUUCGAACGAGUAUAGCUCAAGUUCUUGACAUGAACCAUUUGUAUAUAAGUAUACUCAUAAGAUCUCUCUUAUAUUUGGAUCUCUCUAGGGAAUGGAUUGGUGUACCUCUUAUUAA